Molecule: messenger RNA, 1038 nt
Organism: Triticum turgidum subsp. durum (durum wheat)
Lineage: Eukaryota; Viridiplantae; Streptophyta; Magnoliopsida; Poales; Poaceae
Source: the annotation of a GenBank genome assembly
AUGGAGUUCGCCGGAGAAGUCGACGACUUCGCUCUCGACCUCAUCCGCGAGCACCUCCUCGGCGGCGACGGUGGUGUCCAGGCGACGGCGAACCAUGAUCAGGCGGGCCCCUUUUGCGACGACGUCACCUUCCCGGUGCUGCCACCUUCCGCGGCAGAACCACAAGCGUACACGCAGCAGCCCAUGUUCUUCCCGCAGCAGCAGCAGCAGCAGCAGGAGAAUCAGCAGAUGCAAGCUUACAUGGACCUGGCACACCAGUACCUGAACUCCUGCCCGGCUGCCGACGUCCCUGAGACUGUGUUCAGGGCGCCGGAGCCGGUGAUGAUACAGUUCGGCGGCGAGCCGUCUCCUGUGACGGCGCCGUCGUCCACGCUGAGCAUCUCCGUGCCGGCCAAGGGCUCGUUCGCGUGGGCGGGGACUGCUGCCGCCGCGGCACCGCCGGCGCCAGCACCGGUGGAGGACUUCCGCAAGUACCGCGGCGUGCGGCAGCGCCCCUGGGGCAAGUACGCGGCGGAGAUCCGCGACCCCAAGCGCCGGGGCUCCCGCGUGUGGCUCGGCACCUACGACACCUCCGUGGAGGCCGCGCGCGCCUACGACCGCGCCGCCUUCCGGAUGCGCGGCGCCAAGGCCAUUCUCAACUUCCCAAACGAGGUCGGCACCCGCGGCGCCGAGCUGUGGGCGCCUCCGCCUCCCGUACCCGCGUCCCAGACCGCCGGCGCGACGAACAAACGCAAGCGAUCACACGAGGACGACCGCGACGUCGAGGUGACCGGAGUGGUCAUAAACAAGGCCCCCAAGAACGAGGCGCCGUCGCCGUCGUCGGCCCAGGUGUCGUGGGACACGCCCUCGUCCAUGUCGCGGGAGACGGCCUCCUCGACGGUGACGUCGGCGGCCACGACGCCGGAGGGAGGGCUUCCUCCGACGCCGUCGAGCUCGGGCUGGGAGCAGUACUGGGAGGCGCUGCUGGGUGGCAUGCCGCUGCUCUCGCCCCUGUCGCCGCACCCGGCGCUGGGGUUCCCGCAGCUCACCGUUAGUUAA